Messenger RNA from Xyrichtys novacula (pearly razorfish), 5721 nucleotides. The record is from the annotation of a GenBank genome assembly. NCBI's taxonomy places the organism in Eukaryota, Metazoa, Chordata, Actinopteri, Labriformes, Labridae.
GAAACGGAGAGGUUGGGGGGGAUGUCGUUCAUCACAGAAAUGGGCCGAGGCCAGACGGACGGUACCGUUAUCAUUACAAGCCCUCCCCUCCCUCUUGCAGCAGCAUCCCGGCGCCGCAUCCCUCCAUCCCAAACUGGCGAAUGACGAAGCAGUAGCAACAGACCGCUAACAGCAGCUAGCUAGCGUGCUAACCCCCGCUCCCACCCGCUCCGGCUCGCGACAAACCCGCUGUCUGUGCCACCAAAACCACGACCCCCACCCCGUCUUCUUCUCUCCCGUAUCCUCCUCUCCCUUACCCCACCAACAACACAUGAAAGCAUAUAAUGAUAAUAAUUUCACCUGGUAGUCAAAGAAUGAUAGGGAUGCCCCCUCCUCCUCCUCCUCCCCCUCCUCUAUGGGCACUGGAGCAUCCGACGGAGUAACGUCCCUCAGCGGUGAAAACGGGAGGAGGACAGCGAUGGAUCCAUAGCCGCGGGUGCCGCGUCCAGCCGAAAAGAGGAGGGUUUUUGUGUUCCAGACAGACAGACACACGGACGGACAGACAGGCAGACCCGCUCGGCUCCUGCUCCCUCCGCAGCUCCGCCAGGAAACCUCGCUCGGCUCCGAGUCGGCACGUCACGUUCAGCCAGAUCUGACUGGGAGGACUCCUGCUGCAUUCAGGGGCGGUGGGAAAAACGACAUGUUCGUACACUCAAUGACCUAUCCAGCUGGGAGAUAUAACUGAAGCUGGGAAUUUGGAGUGCGUCGAUAUUGUUCCUAAACUAAGCCCGUGCAAUGAUAACAUUAAGGUCACGCCCAUGGUAUCAGAAAUACCUUUUAUGCGUUUAAAUUUAACUUUUAGUAAUGUAUAGAUUGUUUUUAGGCCCAGACUGUGAAAAAAAAUUAUACGGUGAUAUAAAAUGUAAUUGAAGAGACCAUUUGAUAACUUUUUUAAAAGCAAAAAGAGUUUAAAGAGAGAGAGAUUUCUAUCUGCAAAACGGACUGAAUUUUCAUUAUUUAUGCAAAAUCAAAUAAUAAUUGACUUGUACGCACAUGAUAACUAUCAUGAUUUACAAAAUAGUUAACUUGUUGGACACAAAAUAAUUAACUUGUGCACACCACACGUUUAAUCUGAUAUGUAAAAUAAUAGACAUGAUAUACAAGAUAAUGAACAUGUGUGCACCCAGUACUGUAACUUGCAAUCAAGAAUAACCUAACCAACAAGAUAUCACAGUGCACAUGUGAACUAACAUGAAAGAUAAUUUAAAACUGCAUUCAAGAUAAUUAAUCUGAUACACAAGAUAAUAACUAGUGCACACAUAACCAAAAGAGCAAUACAGCCACUUGUGAGUACUGAAAAAAAAUCAUUCACCUUCAUGAGCUGUAUAAGGAGCUUUAAAAUUCUCUUUAUAGCCAGCACAGGGUGUAAAUGUAAAAACAAAUGUAUUCUCAAUAUUCUGCAUCAAGUCUCUACAUUUUAUUUUUAUUCUCAACAUUUUGCCUAUAUAUCCAAAAUCCAAAAGACAUUUGCAUUCCAGUAGGACCAAAAAAAAUCGAGAUUUAUUGUACAUUCCUCAAAGUGUCUUAGUCUGUGUGCUGCGAUACCGGAAAGCAGGACUUGACAGUGAGUCCCUGAAUGCAACAUCUCUCUCCUCAUGGCAUCCAGGGCUUUUGUUGGUCCCCAGCUUUUGUUGUCUCUCUCUCUCUCUCUCUCUCUCUCUCUCUCUCUCUCUCUCUCUCUCUCUCUCUCUCUCUCUCUCUCUCUCUCUGUUGGAUUUAUGUGUCCACAUUCAGUUCAGUUAUAAUUCAAUUUCAUCUGAACCUCAGCAGACAUCAGUCCUUCUUCUGUACGCACAGCAGCCCCUGAACCCCCCAUGCUGAUAUUCAGACUACCAUUUUUUACCUCCAGACUAUUUUUCAGUGAUUAAUUUGCUCCAGCUUGCCUAAAUGUAUAUAUCACCCACCUUCUCCCCCUCUCCUCCCUCCUCAGCUCUCCUGUGAAUGGGGGCUUUGUUUGGGGAUCCUGGUCCCAGUCUGGCUGCAGGCCUAUACAGACGGGACUGAUGCUGCUGCUUUGCAUUAAUCAAUUACAGUCUGUGACAAAAACAAUUCAUGCUAUGAGACGAGACGGUUUGUGGAUUUAGUUCAGGGGUGUCUGCUUACUGUCAACACAUGAUCACACUGUUCUUUUUUUACAAUCAAUCAAAUUAAUAAAUAAAUCCACAGAUAUUUACUAUUUAUGAAUUCAAAUCAGAAUUUAUCCAGUGGAAAACUUGGGCACUCCAGUUGCUCUUACACAGAAUGUAAGCACAAAGAAAUAAAGUCAAAAUAAAAAGACACCAGAAAUAUGUAACCUAUGUGAACUCUAAGUGAAAUAUGAGUGUACAACACAAUAUAGACAGAAAACUGUACAAAGACAAAAUGCGUAAAAACAUACUAGCCCCUUUCCCUCUUUCUCCUUCCUCUUUCUGUCUGUGUCAUUAACUUUGAAUCAUCAUGUCCCAUCAGAGUCACUAAUUCACAGUCUUUUCUGGGGGUCUCUGAGCUCCAUCAUCUUGUAGGUUCCCCUGCUGCAGACGUUUUGGUGCCGUGGACCUGUCUGCUUUCCUGCUUCUUCAACUACGAGCAUCAAUCUCACCCCUGUUCAUCCCUUUCUUUCAGCAUCUCCCUCUAUCCCCUCUCUAAACCCAAUGCAGAAGCGGCAGAUGACUGUCUAACAUAAGUCUAGUUCUGCUCAAGGUUGCUGCCUGAUAUGGGCAGUUUUUCCUGACAACUGUAACUUGGUAAAUUCUGCAAAGUGUUUCACUCCUGAGGCUGAAGAUGGGAUGGGAGUGGGUCUGAUCUUACAAGAGGAGUCUAUCUGAUCCUGUCUCUACAUUGGGUCUUUGUAAACAGAGUUUGGUAUAUACCUGCUUUUUCUGUUAAGCAUCCUGGAAUGACACUUGUUGUGAAUGAGAAGGUUUUAUACCUGGACCCUGGGUUACAAAUAUCUGCAUUUUCCUUGAGUCCUAUACUAUCAAGGUUUUUUUUUUUGUAUUAAUAUCCAACUUUUUUAGUUGGACUAGGAAAUCAAUAGGAAUGAUUUAAAAUAGUGCUGACUGACAAAAAUCUUUUUAAUAGGAUGAUUUGAUUGUUUUGGUUUAUAUAUUUUGAAGCUAUUCUUUGACCGCUAAAUCUAUGGAGCACAUGAUAAUGUGUUUAAUGACUCCUGCAGUAACCAUAGCAGCAGUGAGUGUGUUACAGAGAUCCCAGUUACUCGUGUCAGUUUGCUCUGUUGUUGGAGGGCAGUGUUGGAUUUCUCUGUCCUGAGUCUCCCGCAGAGGACAGGAGAAUAAACAACAAUACAGAUAACAGAAGAAGAGGAGACACUUUUCUAACCAUAGAGUUAUUCUGUAGAUUCAAGUUCAGCUGAGUGAUCCAGUGUCUCCAGGUUGGUGGUCAGGAACAGACAUUUCACUAAAUUUUAGGUAAGACUGUUUAAAGUUUUUCAACUAAUCAGUCAAUUGAGCUUCAUGGUUUAUUUUACUUUGCAGCAACUGAAACCAAAAAGAAAUGUAAAUAAGGUCUGAAGGUAGCAACUCGGUGACAGUAAUAAAAAUAAAAUACAAGAAGUUAAAACAAUAAAGGGCAAAGAGUUAAGAUAACUUAAAGCGUCUCAAAAUACAUGAACUAGAAACAGGUAAAAAAAAAAAAAAGUUAAAGACAAAUAAAACACUAAAAAAGCAAUAAAAAUAAAUAGUUAAGUGGUUAAGUUAAGAUGACAAAAUUAUAAAGCAAUACUUAAAUCAGCAGUGCCAGAGCCAAGGGGUGGCUCUGACCGCCUUUAAAAUCUAACUGGUCACCCUGAAAUCCUAAACCAUGAUUGGUCAUUAGUCUUGUCAGUGGUGGUAUUUAUACUGAAAUCAAUUCUUUGGUUUGUUUUUUUAACAACUGCUUGAAGAUUUUUUUUGGCAUUCUAAUAGAGAACAUUUUCACUUUGUAGUAGAUAUAAACGCUGACCCUCUGUUCAGUCACUUUUCAAAGCUAAAAAGAUACAAAACCAUGUUUGUACUCUUUAUUGUUAUAAAUUAAAGAUAGAUAUGUUUACUGCAGAUAACCCAACUGAGAUAAGUAAGCCUCUAAUGUAAGUAAGUAAGCAAGUAAGCCUCAAAAUAUGCUUUCUGUUUUGGGUCCCAAAAAAAUUGAAAAUAGGGUCCAGACAUUACAAUAUAUAUCAGUAUUUCCUCUGACCAAUAUGCCAAAUAUUCCAUAAGCAACAGAUCUGGUAUGACUUGCGAUGCAUUAAAGUAAUGUACUAAUCCAAUGUUGAAACUAUCUGACUCAGUCCCUCCUAAACAGAGACAAAUCCAAGGUUUCCUGCAGAGCUGAGUCUGCACUACACUGCAUGAACUUCUCAUACCUGCAUCAUGGUCUUAGUCUGGAUUUAUUAUCAGCUCUCCUCAGGUCCAGGUCUUCAAGUGGACUCAGCCUUGCCCCCUUAGUGAUGGCAGGACCUGGUGUGGCUCUGAGGCUGCACAAGUUCAGAGAGUCUCAGGACUCCACAGAACAAGUUGGACCAAACACAUCGAGGACAAAGUGAGCGAGGGGAAUCACUGAUAGAAACAAUAAUGAUGUAAUUUAAAUAAACCUGAAACUUUUAUUAGAGUGAUAAAAAAUAUCAGUGAAUCAAAAAAUAUUGACAAGAGAUGUAAGUAUGAGGAUCUUGAGCUCUAAUUAUUGUUUCUGUUUUAGACCUUCACGUAUAGGAAGGGACGUUAAUGGCUUAUACCCAGGACAACUUGGCAGAGUCCAUUUAAGACACUCAAAUGAUUUGGGGUAAGAAUAUAGACGGUUAGUACGAGUGAAUUUAAGAUCACUCUAGUUUUAAGUAAUAUUUAUAUUUAUCAAAAGGAGACCCUGGCCUGCUGAAUACUGAGACAUAAUCAGGAUUAAAUAAAAAGAACCUAAAUCAAAAUAUAUUUCAUUAGAAUAUAUAUGCAUAUAUAUUGCAUUCCCAUAUAUGAAAUAUACUGUAUGAACAUAUGAGGUGGAAGCAUUUAUGUACCUAUUUGGAAAAACUUUAUAUGAAACCUGUUGGAAAUUAUCAGAAAAAAGACAAAAGUCAACGUGUGUCCAAUAUAACAAUACCUGGCUCUGUCCUUUGUCCAAUCACAGUUCUGAUCCUUACAGAAGAAGAUCACAGCCCCUCCAGGAGUCUCCUCAGCCUCCAGACCCUCCAUGUGAGACCUACCAGCAGAGUUUUGACCUCCUCACCCUCAGAGCUCUGAACCUCCUCGGUCACAAUCCUGCAGUCAUGGAACAGAGCCCCCCUCAGACAACUUACCAGGAGCAGUUUGGUCUGCUGUCUCCUCUCUUUUCUAAAUAAUCAAACGAAAAGGACUUUUUAACUGCACAAACAUUCAGUGUGUGGGAGUGUUUGGAGAUAAAUAAAUACUUCAAAAUGUUAACAUGCUGCUCGGAAAAAGAGUUUGUGCACUUAUGCACACUUUUGUUGUUGCAGGUGCAACAAGAACACAGAUACAAUAUUCUAUUACAGGUUAAGUGGGACUAGACUUGUGUUUGUCACCUUCGAAUAAGUCCUGUUUUCAUUUGAAGUCUGCAGUUACAUUAAGUGGCCACAAGAGGGAGCUUUUAUUCAGAUUAUUGUGCUGGUUUAACAGCAAAUGUGAUUCAAAUUUUUUUUUUCUAACAAAUGGAACAAUUUUAUAUUGAAUUAAUAAAAGCACCCGUAUCCUAUUUAGA